CGCGAGACGACGCAUGGACAAAUUGGAUCGGUCUAUCAAGUGAAUCUUCCUUUAAGAAAAAUUGGUGCAACUAUGGAACGAUUGUUAGUGUUGAUAACGGUUCUCUAUCAGCCGGUGCAUUUGGCGAAGGAAUAUCCGGAAUCGAUAUUGGUGCUGUUGAUUUUGGCCCUCAUAUUCCUACUUGGAAUAACGGAAGUGUUGAUUCCCAAAACGUUGCUGCCGAGACCGAGUGGGGCCGCCAGACCUAAAAGUGCGCGAUACUAUGUUAAUCAGCUGCCCGGACCGCAAUUUUUACCGUUUUUGGGGAAUGCCCUGCAGAUGGUGAUGAAUCGUGAAGAUGAACUGAGCAAAAUAACCGGUGUUCGUAAACUGUAUGGCCGACGACAGGGAAUGUGUCGACUUUGGAACGGUUCAGUCCCCUACGUGUUGAUCUCUAAAGCUCAGGUGAUCGAAAAGAUUUUCACUGGAUCCAGUGGUCAGAUCAACAUCAUAAAAGGUCGAGACUAUGACUUCCUGAGACCAUGGCUAGGGAACGGUCUCUUUACGCGGCCAGCUGCUGGUUGGUAUCAUCGACGGAAAGCUUUAAAUCCUGCUUUUAACUAUGGGAUGCUGCUGGAAUAUCUAGAAGUUUUCAACAAACAGGCGGAAACCCUGGUUAAGCAACUGGAGAAGGAAGUUGACCGUCUGGAGGGGUUCGAUUGUACCCGAUAUGCUACUUUUUGCUCAUUGGAUAUUAUUUUCGAAACCGCUAUGGGUUGUUCAAUCCACGCACAAAAAAAUAUUGAAACUGACUACGUCAAAGCACAUCAAGAGAUUAUUAAAAUCGUCACUAACCGCAUCAACAAUGUUUGGCUACAACCAGAGUGGAUUUUUAGAUGGACCAACCUCUACCAACGUCAUCAAAAGUGUCUCAAAGUAUUGGAAAAAUUCUCCGAUAAGGUAAUUCAUCAGAAAAGGAUUCAGUUGGGCAAUCAAAAGCAGUCUACUAACAUUGACUGCGAAAACAACGACAUCGGAACAAAAAAGCAGCGAGCAUUCCUAGAUCUCCUUUUGGAAAUUACUCAAAACGGAGUAGGCUUGACCGAUAAGGAGAUUCGAGAAGAAAUAAAUACCUUCAUCUUGGGAGGCCAUGAAACGACUGCUACCGCCAUAAGCCUACUUCUGUUCCUGCUGGGAACGGAAGAUCAAAUUCAGCAACGACUGUUUAACGAAAUUGACGCCGUCAUGGGCCACGAUCGAGAUCGACCUCCUACGAUGAUCGAGCUCAACGAAAUGAAAUAUCUGGACUGUUGUAUUCGUGAAGCUCAGCGACUAUUUCCUAUCGUUCCGCUUAUCGCUAGGCGACUCGUCGAAGACGUUCAAGUAGACAAGUACACUCUUCCAGCGGGAACUAACGCAGUAAUAGUCAUCUAUCAGCUGCACCGAGAUCCGGAAGUGUUUCCUAAUCCGGAAAAAUUCGACCCGGAUCGAUUCCUGCCAGAAAACGUUAUUGGUCGUCACCCAUUCGCGUACAUGCCAUUCAGUGGAGGCAAUCGAAACUGUAUCGGUCAAAAGUUUGCUUUACUCGAAGAAAAGGCGGUCAUGGUGGCAGUUCUCAGAAAAUAUCGAAUUCAUUCGCUAGUUCGGCGUGAGGAUCUCACCCUCUACGGUGAGCUGGUAUUGAAAUCCAAAAAUGGACUUCCGAUAAGAAUUUCCCGGCGAGAAUAA
Molecule: messenger RNA, 1707 nt
Organism: Uranotaenia lowii
Lineage: Eukaryota; Metazoa; Arthropoda; Insecta; Diptera; Culicidae
Product: cytochrome P450 4c3-like
Exons: 4
Coding region: 73-1707 (544 amino acids)
Molecular function (GO): oxidoreductase activity, acting on paired donors, with incorporation or reduction of molecular oxygen; monooxygenase activity; heme binding
Source: RefSeq, a predicted model, not a curated record